Punica granatum (pomegranate) is the source of this 1840-nucleotide messenger RNA. Lineage: Eukaryota; Viridiplantae; Streptophyta; Magnoliopsida; Myrtales; Lythraceae. The record is from RefSeq and is a predicted model, not a curated record.
AGGGCAUGUGAUCGCCUCCGACGAGGCGCCUCGCACGUGCGAACCGCCAAAGCUUGAGAAAGAGUAUUCAUAUCUCUCUCUCUCUCUCUCUCUCUCUCUGUCUUCCUAGACAAGCAGGAAGACCUGACUGUCACUGAACUCACUCCUCCCCUCUCUGCGCUUGUCUGAAUCCUCCGAAGUCAAGAAAAUGGCUUAGCGGAACCGCCCGGAAAUCUCGCUUCCACCCAUUUCUCUUCCUCCUUCUUCUUCGUGUUCAUGAUCUUCAGCGUGGGUGGAGAAGAAGAAGCGGACAUGACCAGGGGGUGGUUCAGCACUUUCUCUCGACAGAUUUUCGUACUGGUGCCAUGUAUUCUUGUCUCGUGCUGUUACUCACUCUCCAUCAAAGAAAACCCCAUUUUAAUGGGAUUAGAGGGAUAUGCAAUGGCUCCCGAUAUCUCACCUGGUGGUGAACCUCAACCUUUUCUUCCUUCUUUAGCUCCUUCACCAUUGACCCCAUUCACAAAUAACACUGUGCCAACAUUAUCAGGGCUCUGCAUGUUGAACUUUUCAGCUGUGGAAAACCUAAUGAGGGUAACCGCAACUGACUGUUGGGCCUCUUUUGCUCCUUACCUAGCAAACGUGGUAUGUUGUCCUCAGUUUGAUGCCACCCUGGUCAUUCUCAUGGGGCAGUCCAGUAAAAAUUCUGGGGUGCUCGCUUUAAACUCGACUCACUCCAGGCAUUGCCUCUCAGAUGUUGAGAAGAUUCUUGUGAGUCAAGGUGCUAAUGAAACUCUUCCAAGCAUCUGCUCGGUCCACUCAGCGAACCUCACUGGGGCCACCUGCCCUGUGAUUGAUGUGGCCGAGUUUGAGAGCAGUGUUGACACCUCGAGGCUUUUGUCUGCUUGUGAGAAGAUAGAUCCUGUUAAGGAGUGCUGUGACCAAGUCUGCGGAAAUGCGAUUUUGGAUGCUGCUAGGAAGAUCUCGCUGAGUGGUUCUAGCUUGGAUGAUUGUAAAAGUAUUGUCUUGAGGUGGCUUGCGAGUAAGCUCGAUCCUUCUUCAGCAAACAGUGUUCUCAGAGGGCUCUCAAGUUGUAAUCUAAAUAAAGUUUGUCCACUGGACUUUCCCAAUAUAACAAAGGUGGCAGCAGAAUGUGAGGGUCCGAUAAAUAACAGAACAGCUUGCUGCAAGGCCAUGGACAGUUACACCUCCUGGUUGCAGAGGCAGAGCUUCUUGACCAACUUGCAGGCACUGAAUUGUGCCGCAAUGCUCGGUAUGAAAUUGCAGAAAGCUAAUGUCUCUAAGAAUCUUUAUAACCUCUGCCAUGUAAACCUCAGAGACUUCUCCAUUCAAGUCGUCUCGCAAGCUUCUGGGUGUCUUUUGCCGAGCUUGCCAUCAGAUGCAACCUUCGACAAAAGUUCGGGUAUCAGCAUUAUAUGUGAUCUCAAUGACAACAUUGCAGCGCCAUGGCCAUCCAGCUCUCUUGAGCCUGUGUCUUCCUGCAAUAAAACUAACAAAAUUCCCGCACUUCCCUCACCAACCUCAGCACAAAGCGGUAUUCACAUCGAGAAUUUCAUGUUCCUUCUGUUGUUCGCAUCUUUGCUGUUCCUCAAGAUGCCCCCUUGAGUUUGGUCUUCAUGCCGGGAUUUCCCAUUUCCUUAAACAGAGAUCAAUUCAAAAUUUAUGUCACCCUGUAAAUUCUGAGUGGGGAGAUUGAGUUUCAUUUAGAUUUGCAUGUUAGAACAAGAAAUUGCCUGAUUCUUAUGUAGCCUAUCUAAUAAAAGCUUGUAACCAUCAAAAACAGAAAUUUACAGCUGGUUUGGUUUCACAAACCGAUUUAUAGCGGUGAGAGGUUUCAUAAUCA